Molecule: messenger RNA, 1062 nt
Organism: Aspergillus terreus NIH2624
Lineage: Eukaryota; Fungi; Ascomycota; Eurotiomycetes; Eurotiales; Aspergillaceae
Product: NAD(P)-dependent alcohol dehydrogenase
Exons: 3
Coding region: 1-1062 (353 amino acids)
Biological process (GO): D-sorbitol catabolic process
Molecular function (GO): zinc ion binding; L-iditol 2-dehydrogenase (NAD+) activity
Source: RefSeq, a predicted model, not a curated record
AUGAGCGCACAGAACCUUUCCUUCGUCCUGCAGGGCAUCCACCAGGUGAAAUUCGAAGACCGUCCGAUCCCAGAGCUGAAGGAUCCCCAUGGAGUCAUCGUGAACGUCCGGUUCACCGGUAUCUGUGGUAGCGAUGUCCACUACUGGGAGCACGGCUCGAUCGGUCAGUUCGUCGUGAAAGACCCAAUGGUGCUGGGCCACGAGUCGUCGGGCGUCAUCACCAAGGUCGGGUCGGCCGUGACGACGUUGAAGGUGGGCGACCGGGUCGCGAUGGAGCCGGGCAUCCCUUGCCGGCGGUGCGAGCCCUGCAAGGCGGGCAAGUACAACCUCUGCUACGAGAUGGCGUUCGCAGCGACCCCGCCGUACGACGGCACGCUGGCCAAGUACUACGCGCUGCCGGAGGACUUCUGCUACAAGCUGCCGGAGCAGAUCACGCUGCAGGAGGGGGCGCUGAUGGAGCCGCUGGGGGUGGCGGUGCACAUUGUGCGGCAGGCGGCGGUGACGCCGGGCCAGUCGGUGGUGGUGUUCGGCGCGGGGCCGGUCGGAUUGCUGUGCUGUGCGGUUGCGCGGGCGUUUGGCGCGUCCAAGAUCGUCGCCGUCGACAUCCAGAAGCCGCGCCUGGAGUUCGCCAAGAACUACGCGGCGACGGCCAUCUUCGAGCCGGCCAAGGUCGCGGCGCAGGAAAACGCGGCGCGCCUCAUCGCCGAGAACGACCUGGGCCCCGGUGCGGAUGUCGCCAUUGACGCCUCCGGCGCCGAGCCGUCCGUCCACACGGGUAUCCACGUGCUUCGCACGGGCGGCACCUAUGUGCAGGGUGGCAUGGGUCGCAGCGAGAUGAACUUCCCCAUCAUGGCGGCGUGCACCAAGGAGUUGAACGUCAAGGGCAGUUUCCGCUAUGGCAGCGGGGACUACAAGCUUGCGGUCGAGCUGGUGGCGUCCGGCCGCGUCAACGUGAAGGAGCUGAUCACCGGCGUUGUCAAGUUCGAAGAGGCCGAGCAGGCAUUCAAGGAGGUCAAGGCAGGAAAGGGUAUCAAGACUCUCAUUUCCGGUAUUGAAGCAUAA